Molecule: messenger RNA, 1124 nt
Organism: Racocetra persica
Lineage: Eukaryota; Fungi; Glomeromycota; Glomeromycetes; Diversisporales; Gigasporaceae
Source: the annotation of a GenBank genome assembly
CUAAUCCCGAAUAUUCCUACUGAAUAUGAUAAGCAAGAUAUUUUGAAAUGGAUAAUAAAUAAACCACCGCAUCAUUUAUAUCUUGGUGAUUGGGUUCAAAAUAAUUCGUUACAACAUGGCGUGGUUUUACAGCAAUCGGGCCUUGGACAUGGAAAGCUUCCUGCCUUUAAAUUUUUAAAGGAGCCUGAAAUUAUAGAAAUAAAUAAAAUCCGAGUUUUAUUAAUACAACCUCAAACUCGCCAAGAAGCCUAUUUAUUGGAGAACGGUAUAAUUUUAAAGGAAGAAGAUGGAGUUGAGCUCGAUAAAAUCCCUUUUGCUGAGUAUGGCUCGACACUUAAUUAUCCUUUGGAAGAUUUUAAACAUUCUAAAAAUGUUCCUUCAGAUGCAAUUUAUUGCCAAAUUAUUUUUAAUGCGGUGAAGAUUUCGUUUAAUCUCUCAGACAUUAAAACUUUACCAGAUUUUUCACAUGCAGUAAAUACUGCACUUCGAAACAAUCUACCAUUUAAAAAGCUUUGUGAAUUAUUUGGAAAUAAUUAUGGUCAUUUAUUACCAAGAACUUUUACUUUGGGUGGGAUUUUGUCAAAAAAGUAUGAAUCUACAGGCAUAAUUUUACCACAAAAAAAGAUUGUUUUCGAAUAUGAUAUAGAUGAUUCUCAAACACCUCUAAACAUUGAGAAAAAGUUAGAAGAGUGGAACGAAGAAUUUAAACAUUUGAACACAUCAUUCUUUCUUAAUAAUAGUGGAGAUAUUAUUUAUCGCAAUAAGCUUGAUGAUUGGUUAAAAGAACUCAUUGAAAAUAGGCGUAGUGAUUGGAAUGUUGUUGCUUUCGAAGAUUGGGCACCAUUAUAUAAAUGUAUGAAGAAAACACACAAAAAUAUUGAUGAGACUUUUGAUGAUACUUAUCGCCUCGUUUGUAAUGGAGAAGCACCUUUAAAUAAAGAUCAAACUACAUCUAUUAUUAAGUUUCCAGAGUCACUCAUUGACGAUAAAUAUUAUAUUUAUGGAGUUGUUGUGAUGAGAAAUGCUAACGGUAAUUGGGAGGCAAUACCCAAGAUUUCUGUUCGUUUUGAUUAUCCUAACAGUAAUGGUUGUGUUGCAUAUAUACAUAUAAAUUGUGAUAUAAG